Messenger RNA from Acanthosepion pharaonis, 2076 nucleotides. The record is from the annotation of a GenBank genome assembly. Lineage: Eukaryota; Metazoa; Mollusca; Cephalopoda; Sepiida; Sepiidae.
AUGUUCUUAGUUCUUUCUUUUUUUUAUUCCUCAUUUUUCCUUGGGUACUGGUUUGUUCAACUACAAGCCAAAAUACCUAAGCGAGUACCACUAUCUAUCUAUCUAUCUAUCUAUCUAUCUAUCUAUCUAUCUAUCUAUCUAUCUAUCUAUCACAUAACCCACUUUGAGCGCUUAGCCUUGGAGCGGCACCCCCACUUAACGUUCUAUUGUUUCUUUCCCUUCUUAUUUCUAGUCCUCUUUUCUUUCUUUCUUUCUUUCUUUCUUUCUUUCUUUCUUUCGUUAUAUCUCUACCCAUUCAUUCAUUCUUUCUUUCUUUCUUUCUUUCUUUCUUUCUUUCUUUCUUAUCUUAUAGCUUCUUUCUUACUUUUCUUCUUUUUUAUUGUCUCCGACCAUUCUUUCUUUCUUUCUUUCUUUCUUUCUUUCUUUCUUUCUUUCUUUCUUUCUUUCUUUCAUUCAUUCUUUCUUUCUGAUCUUAUCACUUCUUUCUUAUUUUCUUCUUUUUUAUUGUCACCGACCAUUCUUUCUUUCUUUCUUUCUUUCUUUCUUUCUUUCUUUCUUUCUUUCUUUCUUUUACACGAACCUCCUUCUGUCUCUCCCAAUGUUUCUCCUGUUCUUCUCACAAUCCUCUUCCGCCUCUCCUGCUAUCCUUUUCCGCCUCACCUGCAAUACUCUUCCGCCUCUCCUGUUAUCCUCUUCCGCUUCACCUGCUAUCCUCUUCCGCCACACCUGCUAUCCUUUUCCGCCUCAUUGGGUAUCCUCUUCCGCUUCUAUCCUCUUCCGCUAUCCCUCUUCCGUCUAAUCUGCUAUCCUCUUCCGCUUCACCUACAUUUCUCUUCCGCCUCACCUGCUAACCUCUUCCGCCUCACCUGCUAUCCUUUUCCGCCUCACCUGCAAUCCUCUUCCGCCUCACUGGGUAUCCUCUUCCGCCUCACGUGCAAUCCUCUGCCGCCUCACUGGGUAUCCUCUUCCGUCUCACGUGCAAUCCUCUUCCGCCUCACUGGCUUCAUCUUUAAAAUCUAUUCUUAUCUUUCUUUCUUUUUUCCUUUCUUUCUUUCUUUCUUUUCGCCAUUCUUCUAUAGCUUUUAUUCCCACUUUUUCCUUUUUUGUUUCUUCCUUUUUCUUUCUCUUUGUUUUUUCUUUCUUUCUUUUUUCUUUUUCAUUCUUUUCAAUAUUAUUCUUUCGCUGUUAUUCCCACUUCUUUCUUUCUUUUUCUUUCCUUCCUUCCUUCCUUCCUUCCUUCCUUCCUUCCUUCCUUUUUAUUCAUUCAUUCAUUCAUUCCUUUUUUUUUUCGUUUCCAACGUUUACUCUUUCCGCCAUCCUUCUUUUAUUCCCAUUUCUUUCUUUCUUUCUUUCUUUCUUUCUUUCUUUCUUUCUUUCGGUCGUUCGUUCGUUCGUUCGUUUCUUUCUUUCUUUCUUUCUUUCUUUCUUUCUUUACGCCAUACUUUUUUAGCUUUUAUUCCCACCUCCUCCUUUUUUCUUUCUUCUUUAUUUCUUUCUCUCUCCUCCUUUCUGUUUUCUUUUUUCUUUGUUUUCAACAUUAUUCUUUCUUUUUGUCUUUCUUUCUUUCGUUCCUUUUAUUCCCACUUCUUUCUUUCUUUCUUUCUUUCUUUCUUUCUUUCUUUCUUUUCGCCAUUCUCCUUUAGCAUUUAUUCCCACGUCUUCAUUUUUCUUUCUUCCUUUUUUCUUUCUUUCUUUUUCUUUCUUUUUCUUUCUUUUCAACACUAUUCUUUAGCUUUUAUUCCCACUUCUUUCUUUCUUUUUCUUUCCUUUCUACUUUCCUUCCUUCCUUUUUUCUUCCUUCCGUUUCCAACGUUCACCAUCCUUAUUUCCACUUCUUUCUUUCUUUCUUUCUUUCUUUCUUUCUUUCUUUCUUUCUUUUCAAUCAUUCUCGUCGCACCAUUUCAUCUCUUGACAGUUGAGCCAGAUAUGGCCACACCGGAUUUCAUUAAAACUGCUACCACGUCCGUACUACUCUUCCUCGUGUUUUUAAUGCUGUCCCUGAGCAGCAUCACUUCGUCUCUUUAUGUCGUUUUCCUUUUCAUUCUACAACUUCUCUUUCACAAAACCUUAUUGUGA